Pochonia chlamydosporia 170 is the source of this 1530-nucleotide messenger RNA. Its product is annotated as d-mannose binding lectin domain-containing protein. Bases 1 to 1530 code for a protein of 509 amino acids. The transcript has 3 exons. The record is from RefSeq and is a predicted model, not a curated record. Lineage: Eukaryota; Fungi; Ascomycota; Sordariomycetes; Hypocreales; Clavicipitaceae.
AUGAGGCGCCUGUCUUUUGUCCAGCUCUUGCAAGCCAUCGCAUGCUGUGCCGUCGUGACGUCUGGCAGGUGUAUUAGUUCUGGAGACCAGAACACCAUCAACAAUGCACUGACGGCGGGCGGAACCGGUGCCAUUGUGCAGGUUUGCAAAAACGCCUUGGUUCGGGUGUCUGGGCCGAUCAACUUCACGGCUGAUAACCAAGAGAUCUCUACGGAAGGUUAUCCGACAGAUAGUUCUCGCGCCACAAUUCAGAUCAUGCCAGGCAAUGCUGCUAGCACCAUUAUCAAUGGCGGCGGCCAUAGCGGCAUCCGGCUCAUGAAUAUCCAGCUAGAUGGUAACCGACCGAAUGCCGGAUAUCAGAAGGGCGGUGGUGCAAACAUUGAAAUUGGCGGCAAAGCUACCGGCCAACUUGUGUCUCAUGUGGCGUCCCGAAAUCCACGAGGCUGGAGCUGUAUGCACAUCAUUGGGUCUGGGGAUGCAACUAAUCCCUGUGGAAGGGCCAAGGUGGUGAAUAACGAUAUUGGUCCUUGUGGACAGUCUGGGACUGACGCCGCAGGCAACGGAUUAUGGGCAGAUGGGAUUUCUUUGGAUUGCACACAGUCCCUUGUCCAAGAUAACAUUAUAACAGGCCCAACCGACGGCGGCAUUGUAAUAUUCGGAUCACCAGGGAGCACAAUCAACAGGAACACCAUUGUUUCCUCGGACCAGUACCUAGGAUUUGGUGCUAUUAACAUGGUUGAUGGCCAGUACAAUGGUAAUUAUGCUGGAGUCACCGUGUCUAAUAACAAGAUUGUAGGCAAGAAGAUGUUCAACCUAGGCAUUGGUAUUGGAGCCAAUAUCUGGUCCUUUAACGACCCAUACGUUCUGCGUGGCCCAGUGUCAAUUACAGGCAACAAGUUUAGCGGUAGCAUUGCCUUCCCAAUGGCGAUUAAUGGCUGGGCAGACGGAAUAACAACGGCCAAAAAUGAUGCAUCUGGCGUAACAACCCCAAAGUCAUCCUUCUCGGAUGCGUCGCAUUGCCCUGGCCCCAUGCAGGAACUUUUCAACAAGAAUGCCAACUUUGCAUUCUAUCCAGCAGGCGUCACGGGUCCUCGCAGUCUCCAGCCCGAAUUCGUGGCUUCUUCAGGGAACAUAACCAACUUCCUCUGCACCACCACGCCGUUGCCUAACUCGGUGCAGUAUUCCAAGGGUCAGCUUGACAUUAUAUCAGACUCACCACCCUUUGCAUCAUUGCACGGAAUUAUCAUGCAAUAUCAAGGUGACAACAAUGUCGUUGUGUUGGAUACCACCACAGGAAAGCCACAGUGGGCUAGUGGACAUACCAUCAGCGGUGGAUGUGGAAGCCCAAGUAAAUGCCACAUGGUGUUUCAGAGCGAUGGAAACCUAGUUACCUACUAUGACAACACUCCCCAGUGGACAUCUCAAACAGGUGGUCGAGGAGCAUCGUUAAUUUGCAAAAACUCUGCUCCUUGGAUGCAGAUCCUAGAUGAUUCAGGUAACAGCAUUUGGGACACCACAAAGUCUACGUAG